ACGGUUGGUAUAAAUAAGAUCACACAGGUGUAUCUGUAGCCACUAGUAACAUGCGAGUCUUCAUUGUAUGUGUGGUCGCUGCUCUCGCGGCGUGCGCUUCAGCCGCCAUCGCCAGUGCUCAUCCACGGCCUAGAACGUUGACCGUGAGUCUGGGCAAACAUCGUAAGCAUGAGGGCAGCCUGGUCUCCUACAAGAACCAUCUGAGGUCUGUACAGACACUGAGAGACGAAUCUGACAUCACACUACAGGAUGUACAGGACAUGUACUACUACGGACCAAUGACAAUCGGCACCCCGGCUAAGACUAUACAAGUUUUGUUUGACACUGGAUCUUCUGACCUAUGGGUACCCUCCAGGCAAAUGUGCAGAAACCACAACCAGUACUGCAAACAGCACAGCACGUACAAUCACAAGAAGAGUAGUUCCUACCACAGAAAUGGAAAACCUUUCAGCAUCCAAUAUGGAAGUGGAAAGGUUUCAGGGAUCGUCUCUCAAGAAAAUAUUGCUGUGGGGGGCCUACAAGUGACCAGUCAGCUGUUCGGAGAAGCUACCUCCGUGGACCAGCAGACUGCGCAGAGCCAGUUCGAUGGCAUCCUCGGACUCGCCUACUCUGACCUCUCUGAGAUACAGACCGACCCUCCAUUCGUCAACAUGGUCAACCAGGGGGUCGUCGAUGACCCUGUGUUUGCUUUCUACUUAAACAAGGCAGAGUCUGAAGAGUCGUCAGAAGAAAGUGAGACUGCAGAGCUAGUUCUCGGAGGUGUAGACCCAGACCACUACACUGGGGACUUUACCUUUACUCCUGUUACCAAACAGGCGUACUGGCAGAUACAGAUUGACGGAAUCCAGUUGGGCAAGAAGAAGAUCUUGUCGUCUUACGCAGCCAUUCCAGACUCUGGAACUAGCUUGUUGUAUGGUCCCUCAAAAGCUAUGAACCAAAUCAACAAGGCUCUUGGUGGAACAUAUGAUGAAGGCAUUUACGUUGUGGACUGUUCUCAAGUCAGCUCAUUUCCCGAUGUUUCCUAUAUAAUCAACGGACAGAAGUUUACUCUGACUUCCUCUGAUUACAUACUACAGGUUAACAGUCAAGGAGACAGCAAUGACGUAGUGUGUAUCAGCAGCUUCGUAGGCUCAGACCAGAUGCCCUUCAUCAUCUUGGGAGAUGUGUUUAUGCGCAAGUAUUACACACAGUUCGACAUGGGCAACAACCAAGUAGGAUUUGCAACGGCACAGUAAACGUCAUAUCAUCAUACUAUACACUAACUCAUAAGAUGUAAUGUAUCAAGCUACUUUAAAAAUAUAUAUUUUUUAUUCCUCUA
Macrosteles quadrilineatus (aster leafhopper) is the source of this 1318-nucleotide messenger RNA. Its product is annotated as lysosomal aspartic protease-like. The transcript is spliced from 9 exons. Gene Ontology annotation, biological process: proteolysis. NCBI's taxonomy places the organism in Eukaryota, Metazoa, Arthropoda, Insecta, Hemiptera, Cicadellidae. The record is from RefSeq and is a predicted model, not a curated record. Bases 51 to 1235 code for a protein of 394 amino acids. Gene Ontology annotation, molecular function: aspartic-type endopeptidase activity.